ACGCCCUCACGCAACCACAACAACCAACUAGUUUUGUCGUUUCCGCCAUUAUCUUCUUUCCCUUCACAGCCCCUACCAAUUCAUCAUCUUCAUCAAAACCUCUUUUACCUAUUUUUCAGGUUUAUCAAAUCAAGACCUAAAAUAGUAAUUUCCAUUUCACUCUCCGAUCCAAUCCAAACCCUCCACUCGUUCCACCACCACCGGCCUCGGAUUCCUUCCAGAUAGAUCUUUCUCGAUUUCCGUCGCAUCCAUGGCGGCGGCGGCGGCGACGGAGGACCGGAGCGCGAGGCGCAACCGCCUCGUCGACGAGGUCCUGGACUGCGUCAUCCCUUACAUCGACGACCCUAAGGACCGUGACGCCGUGUCUCAGGUGUGUAAGUGCUGGUACGAGCUUGACUCGUUGACUCGGAAGCAUGUGACGAUUGCGCUCUGCUACACCACCACGCCGGCGAGGCUUCGACGCCGGUUCCCGCACCUGGAGUCGCUGAAGCUGAAGGGGAAGCCUCGGGCGGCGAUGUUCAACUUGAUUCCGGAGGAUUGGGGUGGUCACGUUACGCCUUGGGUGUUGGAGAUCAAUCAGUACUUUGAUUGCCUCAAGAGUCUCCACUUUCGCCGGAUGAUCGUCAAGGAUAACGAUCUUCUCCUUCUUGCUCAAUCGCGUGGUCCUGUGCUGCACAGUCUUAAGCUUGAUAAGUGUUGUGGGUUUUCCACUGAUGGCCUUUUACAUGUUAGUCGCUUCUGCAGGAAUUUAAGAGUACUACUUUUGGAGGAAAGCUCAAUUGACGAGAAAGAUGGUGAAUGGCUACAUGAGCUUGCUUUGAGCAAUACAGUUCUUGAGUCUCUGAAUUUUUACUUGACAGAUGUUGCUGCUGUCAAAAUUGAGGACCUUGAACUUUUAGCCAAAAAUUGCCCGAACCUAGUUUCUGUGAAAAUUACUGAAUAUGAAAUUUCAAAUCUUGUGAACUUCUUCCGGCAAGCAUCUUCUCUGGAAGAAUUUUGCGGAGGCAUCUACAAUGAGGAACCCGAAAUAUACUCUGCUGUAUCAUUACCAGCAAAGUUAUGUCGAUUGGGUUUAACAUACAUUGGAAAGAAUGAGUUGCCGAUGAUGCUCAUGUUCGCAGCUGCACUAACAAAAUUGGAUCUCCUCUAUGCCUUGCUGGAUACAGAUGAUCAUUGCAUGUUGAUCCAGAAGUGCCCAAAUUUAGAAGUCCUUGAGACAAGAAAUGUAAUUGGAGAUAGAGGAUUAGAAGUUCUCGGUAGCUGUUGUAAGAGGCUAAAAAGACUUAGGAUUGAACGUGGUGAUGAUGAAGGAGAAACAGUUUCCCAUAGAGGAUUAAUUGCUUUAUCAGAGGGCUGUUCAGAGCUUGAAUAUUUGGCUGUUUACGUUUCUGAUAUCACCAAUGCAUCCCUGGAACACAUGGGCACUCACUUGAGAAACCUCUGCGAUUUCCGUCUCGUGUUACUCGACCAAGAAGAGAAAAUAACAGAUCUGCCACUCGACAGAGGAGUUCAAGCUUUGCUGAGGGGGUGCGACAAGCUUAAAAGAUUCGCACUGUAUCUGCGGCGAGGGGGGUUGACCGAUGUAGGUCUCAGUUACAUAGGGCAGUACAGCCAAAAUGUGAGGUGGAUGUUGUUGGGGGCUGUGGGGGAGACUGAUGAAGGGCUUUUGGAGUUUGCGAAGGGAUGCCCCAACCUUCAGAAACUUGAAAUGAGAGGCUGUUCAUUUUUCAGUGAGCAUGCACUGGCUGUUGCUGCAACACAACUAACUUCUCUUAGGUACUUGUGGGUGCAAGGGUACGGUGCAUCUCCUACCGGACGCGAUCUUUUGGCAAUGGCACGCCCCUUUUGGAACAUUGAGUUAAUUCCAUCUAGAAGGGUGGUCGUUAAUAACAACAUGGAUGGGCCUGUGGUUUCUGUUCAUCAUCCAGCUCAUAUUCUUGCAUAUUACUCUCUUGCAGGCCAAAGAUCAGAUUUUCCAGAUACUGUUGUACCUUUGGACCCUGCAACAUUUGUUGAACCCUAGAAUUGUGUAAAUACUAAUUUUUGUGUUUUUUUUUUCUUCUCCCCUCUCAAAUCUUUGCUUGUAAGUUCCAGCUGUAUUUGUAAUUCAGGUUUCUCAUUUUUCUCUGCAACUCCCUAGAUUAUAAUAGUUUUGUAAUAAGCCUUUGUCUUCAUUUUGUAAUUCAGAAAUGCUACUGCCAACUCAUGGAUUUUGUUCCCUCUAAACUGAAGGUUCUCUAUUUUGUGAAUAAGAAUGAAAUGAACCGAUUGUGUAGA
Messenger RNA from Lotus japonicus, 2277 nucleotides. Its product is annotated as coronatine-insensitive protein 1-like. The transcript has 3 exons. NCBI's taxonomy places the organism in Eukaryota, Viridiplantae, Streptophyta, Magnoliopsida, Fabales, Fabaceae. The coding region runs from base 251 to 2023 and encodes 590 amino acids. Gene Ontology annotation, biological process: SCF-dependent proteasomal ubiquitin-dependent protein catabolic process. The record is from RefSeq and is a predicted model, not a curated record. Gene Ontology annotation, cellular component: SCF ubiquitin ligase complex.